This is a messenger RNA of Suncus etruscus (white-toothed pygmy shrew), 1274 nucleotides long. RefSeq names its product forkhead box F1 (gene FOXF1). Bases 1 to 1140 code for a protein of 379 amino acids. Gene Ontology annotation, molecular function: DNA-binding transcription factor activity, RNA polymerase II-specific; RNA polymerase II cis-regulatory region sequence-specific DNA binding. The record is from RefSeq and is a predicted model, not a curated record. Gene Ontology annotation, cellular component: nucleus. The transcript has 2 exons. Lineage: Eukaryota; Metazoa; Chordata; Mammalia; Eulipotyphla; Soricidae. Gene Ontology annotation, biological process: animal organ morphogenesis; regulation of transcription by RNA polymerase II.
AUGUCCUCGGCGCCGGAGAAGCAGCAGCAGCCGCUGAGCGGCGGUGGCGGCGGGGGAGGCGGUCCGGCCAUGGACCCCGCGGCCAGCGGCCCGGCCAAGGCCAAGAAGACCAACGCGGGCAUCCGGCGGCCCGAGAAGCCGCCCUACUCCUACAUCGCGCUCAUCGUCAUGGCCAUCCAGAGCUCGCCCAGCAAGCGGCUGACCCUGAGCGAGAUCUACCAGUUCCUGCAGGCGCGCUUCCCCUUCUUCCGCGGCGCCUACCAGGGCUGGAAGAACUCCGUGCGCCACAACCUGUCGCUCAACGAGUGUUUCAUCAAGCUGCCCAAGGGGCUGGGCCGGCCGGGCAAGGGCCACUACUGGACCAUCGACCCGGCCAGCGAGUUCAUGUUCGAGGAGGGCUCGUUCCGCCGCCGACCGCGCGGCUUCCGAAGGAAGUGCCAGGCGCUCAAGCCCGUGUACGGCGUGAUGAACGGGCUGGGCUUCAACCACCUCCCGGACACCUACAGCUUCCAGGGCGCGGCCGGCGGCCUCUCGUGCGCGCCCGGCAGCCUGGCCCUGGACGGCGGCUUGGGCAUGAUGAACGGCCACUUGCCGGCCAACGUGGAUGGCAUGGCCCUGUCCGGCCAUGCGGUGCCCCACCUGCCCUCCAACGGCGGCCACUCGUACAUGGGCGGCUGCGGCGGGGCGGCGGCGGCCUCCGAGUAUCCGCACCACGACAGCUCGGUGCCCGCAUCCCCGCUGCUGCCCUCGGCCGCCGGCUCGGCCGUCAUGGAGCCGCACGCCGUGUACUCGGGCUCGGCGGCCGCCUGGCCUCCCGCUGCCUCGGCCUCGCUCAACAGCGGCGCCUCGUACCUGAAACAGCAGCCUCUGUCGACCUGCCGGGAUGGCACCAACCCGCUGUCGGGUGGCCUCUCGGGCCACUCCCUGGACCAGCCGUACCUGCACCAGAACGCGCAUGGCAGUCCUGGCGACCUGCAGGGCCUCCCGCGGUACCACGCCCAGUCGCCCAGCAUGUGUGACCGUAAGGAGUUCGUGUUCUCUUUCAACACCAUGGCGUCCUCGUCCAUGCACUCAGCGGCCACCAGCUCCUACUACCACCAGCAGGUCUCCUACCAGGACAUCAAGCCGUGCGUGAUGUGAGGCCGCCCGCCCUGGAGCCCCGCAGACACGCCUUUAUCCUUGAGGUAUAACGUUAACGGCGCCGGGCUUGUGACCCACUGCCUGACCAGGACGGUCGCUUCCCCGCACCUCCCCGCACUCGGCAAAGUGACUGA